Porites evermanni is the source of this 4254-nucleotide messenger RNA. The record is from the annotation of a GenBank genome assembly. Lineage: Eukaryota; Metazoa; Cnidaria; Anthozoa; Scleractinia; Poritidae.
AUGUGUAUUUCGUUUAAGGUCCAGGGCCCAGUAAAACCAGUUUACAAACCAAAGUCGAAGUUCAACACCGAAGAUGAGCCUCUGCUCCGUGAAAAUCCACAUAGAUUUGUUCUUCUUCCCAUCCAAUAUAAAGAUAUAUGGGACAUGUACAAAAAGGCUGAAGGUAAGUUGGAAACAAGGAAAUGCUCUUAAAAUACCAAUCCCUGUUUCAAUGCCCAACUUUGAUUUUGAUUUUAAGCUUAUAAUUGCAUAACAAUUUGUGUAUAACUGGUGAGCUUCCUUAGCCUAUUAGACUGUUAGCAGAGAAAGAGUGCUGUCGAAAACUUAGUGGAAGUGUGUGAACAAACCAAACAAGAAAAACCUGUUAAAAUACCAAUACAUGUUUUAAUGUACAACUUUGAUGUUGAUUAAAAGCUUGUGAUUGCAUAAUAAUUUUUGUGUUAAAACUGGUACCUCCCUAUUAAAUAAUAACAUUGUUAGUAGAAAAAAUGGAAUACCCUUGGAAACCUGGUAGAAGUGAAAAACCUGUUUAAAAAACUUUAAUUUGAAAGAUACAGCAACAAAGAAACUUCCUGACCUUAUCUACCAGAAGGUUAUACUUUCCAGUGUGAUGGCAUGCUCUUCUCUUCUUGUAGCUUCUUUCUGGACUGCAGAGGAAGUUGACCUUUCCAAGGACAAAGAUGACUGGGCUUCACUCACGGUAAGUACCUUGCCUUAAAGGCUGCCAUUUUUAUUAACUUUCUUAGUUAAAGAUAUUAGCCAUUAAAUAUAUAUCUCGGCUUCUGAUUGGCUAAAAUCAGCAAAUAGCAUUCACUUUUUUUGGGAAAUGCUUGUGAUAUCAUAUCUGGUAAUAUGAUGUCAAAGCAUAGGCUAUCAUCAGAAAAAGGGACAGUAACCAAGAUGCCUUAAGACAAAUUGCCUUAGCUUAGGCGUUUUUGUGGAGCUCGAAAAUGUGGUGGAAACUUUAACGUCAUGCUUUUCUAAGAAGAGAGUAGCGAAGCUUCUGCCAAAAAACUCAGCAAGAAAAGCAAAAUACAACUCAAUGGAUCUGUCCCUCUGGCUCACUGAAUUGUUUGGUUUUGUUUAUAGGAUGAUGAAAGGUACUUCAUCUCGCAUGUCCUGGCCUUCUUUGCUGCUAGUGAUGGCAUUGUGAAUGAAAACCUGGUAGAAUGCUUCAGUCAAGAAGUCCAGGUCCCAGAGGCCAGGUGCUUCUAUGGUUUCCAAAUUGCAAUUGAGGUAAGAUUAUUUUCUCUUGUUGUAAUAAGCUAUGGUGAUAACUCUGUUUUUAGAGAGAAAGAGAUGACUAAUGAUGUGGGUCAGCUAACUCUUGGGCAGUCCUUAUUAUUAACACAAGUGUUAGAGCUAAGACAGGAUAGCUAGAUGCAACUGUAGAUUGCAGUUUUUAUAUUUUAAAGCUUUCUUUUUUUUAGAAUAUUCAUUCCGAGAUGUACAGUUUGCUGAUUGAAACCUAUAUUGAAGACUCAGUGGAAAAGUAAGUCCUAUCUUUUUUUUCCUGAUCAUUUAACAUUCCAAAGAGCUUCUGCAUUUGCUAAUGCAGGAAAACUUUUAACUGCAUUUCUUUCAGAGUAUGACACUAGGUAAAGUAUUACUUCAAAUAAAAUGUUUUUGUUUCUGUUUUUAUCUUCUUAGGCAAAGGCUUUUCAAUGCUAUUGAAACAAUGCCCUGUGUCACAAAGAAAGCUCAAUGGGCCCUAAACUGGAUAAACCCACAGAGAGUAAGUCAAGUGAAAUUCUGUUAAAACUUAGUCACCUUUGAAAGGUGCCAUAUCAGAGCUGUUCUCUAGCAGUGCCUGGUGACCUUUCCAAGCAAAACUAAGAUCUAGGCUGUUACCAAUUGCACCUUGUACUCCAGAGAUUUAAAUUCCUUAGGCUCCCAACUAUUUUCCUUAAAGAAAACAGCUUUCCAUAAAAUUGUGUAAAUUAAGAUUUUAUCAUUUACUUAUUUUUUCAUGCUUAUGUUUUGAAAUGUAAUAUUUCAGCCCGACAAUUCCAGAUACAAACAUAAGAACUUUAUUUCAGCAAGUCUACAAUAUGACUGAUUAUUGUUUUUUAUUUUUGUAGGCAUCUUAUGGUGAGAGAAUAGUUGCCUUUGCUGCUGUAGAAGGAAUCUUUUUCUCUGGUUCUUUUGCUGCCAUUUUCUGGCUGAAAAAGCGAGGAAAGAUGCCAGGGCUUACCUUCUCAAAUGAGCUCAUUAGCCGUGAUGAGGUCUGUAGUCAUGCUUGAUAUUUUGAUGAAAGUGCACACGCUAGUGUUAAUUUUGAAAAGGUUGACAAGAAUUUUCCAAAGUCUAAAUGACAGAAGAUUAGAAUGUGUAAAACUUAAAAUGUCAGGAACUGUAAGCCACCCUGAAAAGCUUUAAACAAUGGCAAUGUUUCAUAUUUUUGUGAAACAGAGUACAGUAAAAACCAGCCUAAGAUUUUCAAUAGGUUCUUAUUUUACAAAAAUGACAGGGCAAUGCUGAAAAUACAGAAAAAAGAAUUGAGUCCAGGUUUUAGUCAGAAAAAUUUAAAGAAUAAAAAUUGUUACAGUAUUUUAUAGACCCUGUAGCAUAAAAGUGCUAGUACUUUAAUGGAAAGAUAAAUUUGAUGCAUGGUUAUCACUGUAUCCUAGAUAAUUAUUUAAUACAGUAAUAUACCAUAUUCCAAGCCCCAGGAUUUCAAUUCCCAUUGAAAACAGUUUUUCAGUUCCGUGCCCAGAGUUCAUGGGAAACCAUCAGUAACAAUUUUUUGGUUCCGUGAAAAUUCAUGGGAACCCAUCCCCUAAAUGUUUUAAAUUUUUCUUAGUCAUCUGUUUUUUCUUGGUGCUGGAAGUCAUAAACCAGUAAUGUAUAAUGCUUUUUUGGAAUGAUUAAAGAUGGAACUGAUAGAUGCUAAACAUUUCAGUUGCAUGUUUGAGUUGUAACUAAAGAAUAAUGCUCUACUAGUUAAGUAUCGUUGUGGUUCUGUGUGAGAAAACAAAUUCUUUAAGUGGACCCCUAAGGCUGAAAAUGGCACUUGGGAACUAUUUUUUGGUUCUGUUAUUUCAAGGUCACAGUACCGGAAACUUUCGUUACCAUGAAAUCCUAGGGCGAGAUAUUCCAUAUGACAUAUGCCCUGUAGUAGUUAUCUGUGCUGAUGGCUAGUGCCCCUAUCCCCUAUCAAAUUAAGAACCUAAGUAGCCUAAAAUCCUGCUAAUUAAUACCAUUUCUAUAAGAACCUAUUUAGGCUAAAUUGUAAAAAUCUAGGUUCCUUAUACACAGGGUUUUACUGUAUUGUCUUAUUGUAUUGGUUAAUAUACUUCAGAUUUCUAACAAGUGACAUUUUUUUGCAAUUAUGAACUAAUAGAUCUGAAAAUAUGGCAAAAAUAUAUGAUUGUGAUCUAUAACACAGGGUCUUCAUUGUGACUUUGCCUGCUUGAUGUUCACAUACCUCAAAAACAAGCCAUCUGAAGAAAGGAUCAAAGAAAUCAUCAAGGAUGCUGUUGUCAUUGAGCAAGAGUUUCUCACAGAAGCCCUCCCUGUAAAACUCAUUGGAAUGAACCACAACCUUAUGAAGCAGUAUAUUGAAUUUGUAGCUGACAGACUUCUGGUUGCUCUUAAAUGCUCCAAGGUAAAAAUAGCUUAUGUUUGCCUGAUUCUUUACCUUCUUGUCAAAAUAUUUUAAAGGUGUUUUGUCCAAGUAAAAGUGACCAAAAGCUUUAGGGAAUUAAUGCCUUAGUCAAAUCAAAGUGCAACAUUCCCUCCCUACAUGGUAAUAAGCAUUAAUUUGUUCUAAUUCUCUAUUCAAUCCCAAGUCAAACAGGUGUUUAAAUACCCCAUCAUAGGUCCAUUUGAGGUCAUCAAAUUCCCCCAUCAUGAAAAAAACCUAUUUAACUCUUAUACUUUUGCCAGAGCAAAGCUUAUGUGAUGCUUUGCUUUUAGUCAAAAUCUUACCUUAUCUGAACUCUGCUACUGUGAUUAUUUAUCAAGCUGCGUGCAAGUACACCCUAGUUAAAAUUUAUACUCAGUAUGAACAGAUUAAUUUCUACAAGGGCAGGGUCAUAUUACGGGAAGUUAAUAGAGUUACAAAUAUUAUUCUUUUUAUUUUGACAGGUCUUCAAUGUUCAGAAUCCAUUUGAUUUCAUGGAGAACAUUUCCUUGGAAGGAAAAACAAAUUUCUUUGAGAAGAGAGUAGCAGAAUAUCAGAAGUCAGGAGUAAUGAGCAGAAAGUCAUCUACUACAUCAGAACAUGUAUUCAAAACAGAUGAAAAUUUCUAA